Molecule: messenger RNA, 270 nt
Organism: Spodoptera frugiperda (fall armyworm)
Lineage: Eukaryota; Metazoa; Arthropoda; Insecta; Lepidoptera; Noctuidae
Gene: Ccdc56
Product: cytochrome c oxidase assembly factor 3, mitochondrial
Exons: 1
Coding region: 1-270 (89 amino acids)
Biological process (GO): mitochondrial respiratory chain complex IV assembly
Cellular component (GO): mitochondrial inner membrane
Source: RefSeq, a predicted model, not a curated record
AUGGGUGACUCCGAUUCUGGAUUCAAACCUAAAAUCAGCAGUACUGCACAAGAUCCGGUACUUAAACAGGCUGAGAUAGCGUAUAUGAAGUUGAUUGAGCAGAAAAACCGUGAACGUGUACAAAAGCUACAGCAGAUCUCGAAAAAGAAUAGGUUGACUGGACUCGUGAUAGGGAGUGGAGUAUUGAGUGUUUACUUGUAUUCUAUAUUCGCUGUGAAACAAGAAACGUUCCUCGACGACUUUGAGGAACCAGUGAAGAUCCAGCAGUAA